Molecule: messenger RNA, 1131 nt
Organism: Trichoplax adhaerens
Lineage: Eukaryota; Metazoa; Placozoa; Uniplacotomia; Trichoplacea; Trichoplacidae
Exons: 1
Coding region: 1-1131 (376 amino acids)
Biological process (GO): G protein-coupled receptor signaling pathway
Cellular component (GO): membrane
Molecular function (GO): G protein-coupled receptor activity
Source: RefSeq, a predicted model, not a curated record
AUGUCAUUGCGCAGUUUACCUCCUUUCUUGAUUGCUUUUAAUGUUGUCGGUUACUUGCUACAAUAUGUGGCUCCUAUUAUUGGUCUACUUGGCAACGUUCUGGUCAUUAUAGUUUAUGCACGAACUUAUAAGCGUGGCAAUAACAACACUGACUAUUUAGUUAUUAAUUUAGCUGUCGUCGAUAUUGCUAUCGUCGUGUCUCAAUCAUUGGAAGGGUUAUGGUUUUACUUUCGUCUUCAUUUUCGAUAUGCACUAAAUAAUAUUUUAUGCCGUUUUGAAUGGUUUGUCUACUUUCUUGUCUUUGCACUAUCGGCUGCUACUCUAUUAUCUAUUAGUAUUGAACGAUUUCGUGCAAUUAUGAUGCCAUUGCGAGGAGCAUGGAAUAAGAGGCAGGUUAAAGUGUUAAUAUCUUGUAUAUGGUUAAUAUGUACAAUUGUUGUAACUCCUGUUCUCUUCAUUAGCCGACUCGAUACACAAUAUCAUAACUAUCCGAUUAUUUUAGGCAUCAAAGGUAAUGGAUCCAAUAGUAAUAGCGGCAGUAACUUUAGUAAUGUUUCAACUACGGUUAUGACUAUGAGCAAUAGAACAAUAUAUUUCUGUAUCAUAUCCGGGCCUAAUUCUAAUGCUUACACUGAUGCAUUUCCAAUUAUGUACGCUAUAAUUAUUUAUAUCCUGCCAUUAAUUAUCAUGAUAACCGCCUAUAGUUGUAUGACCUGGAAGUUAUGGAAGCAUGUCGAGUUAGGGCAAAAUACGAUGUCAAUUCGCCGCAAGCAAAAGAGAAAUCGAAAGAUUGUUAUGAUGUUCUCAAUUAUCACGAUAGCCUUCAUGUUAUGUUAUGCCCCAUUUGUAGCUUGGUAUAUUAUCGAACAAUUUUAUACACCUUAUCAUAUUGGAUAUCGUCUAAGUUUGAAUAGGGCAUUUUUUAGUCGGUUUAAAUACUUACCUGCGUUGAACUCAGCGAUCAAUCCGGUUGUUUAUGCGUUUGCAGGAAAUAGUUUCAAGCAACGCCUAAGAGAAUUAUUUCGGACAGUACGUCGUCGUAAAUCUUAUAAUCUCAAUUUAACCGACAUGAUUAAUAUUUCGCCUCGACUUUCCUCACUGAAAGGGCAAAGUCAAAAUAUUUCAAAAUGA